GGCGGCACAGGGACACACGUGUCCCCUCUCUCUGCACGUCGUACUGCACAGGGACACCCCUCGGCAGUGCCAACAGGGGACCCUUGGGAGCCGUCCGAGUUUCCUUGGUGAUUGUUGCCAGGUGAGAAACUCUAAGGCAGGAUUUCUUAUCUUGGUGGAGAACGGGAGAUGUUCCUCACUGGGGCUGUCACUGGACCCAGAGCUGGCUCUGUGCUGGGUCAGACACCUCGCUGAGAGCAGUGACAGCGGUGACAGCGGGGUCCUCAAGGCCCAUUGGAGAGCAGCAGGAAAGGGAAGGAGGUGAUACCAGAGAGACCACGGAGAAGCGUGGAGGGACUCGGGCUGCUCUGUCACGGCUUCAUGGACCCCGUGAGUAUGCACCGAGUGACUGCGGGCACAAUGGGACAAUGCUGGGACCCUGGGGAGGUGCAGCAUGGGGGAGCAGCAGUGACAGUGCUGGGGAUGCCGGCACACGGCAAGUGACAGCUUGCAGGGAAAGCACUGGGCGUGCUGAUCAGAGCACAGAGCUAGGGUGGCUGUAAUAAGGAAAUAAGAGCCAGGACCCCAGAGUGCCAGCAGCAAUGCCUGCAAGCUGUCCUGCUCUGCUGGGGACCACACUGCCUCAGAGCCUGCCCCAAAGGCACAGCCACCAUGCAUGGCAGUGACAUACGGCCCAGACGAGAGACAUGCCGUGCUGCCAGCCCAUCGGCCGAUGGCAGCAACCCUCUCACAGCAGCGGGCCCACAUGCAAAGGCCUGCAUCGUCCCUUUAAAUCCCGGCACAGCUCUGCUGGCUGACACUAAACCUGAUCACACGGGCUUGCAAAUCCCAGCAGCUAAUUACACCCCAGCGCCCCACAGCCUGGCUGCAGCUGCAGGGUAAUUGCUGCCCACGUCAGGAAACCUGUUGUCGGUGAGCCAGGGCCAUGCAACGUUUGCUAACAGAGCGUGGCAAGCUGGUGGCUAUUUUAGGCAGGGAGGCCAUUUUUGUGGAGCACUCUCUCCCCCCCCACCCUCCCCCAAGUGGCACAGCUGAGCCCCACGACAAACACGGAAGAAGGGAGGCUGCUUUCAGAGCAGGGAGAUAAGCACCCUUCUGCACUAUACAAACAAAAGUGUGCCCCAAACAGGCUGGGUCAUGGCGAACGUCAGCCGAAUGCUGGCUGUUCUGCUCGGUUUUCUUGUUCCUUCUGCAAGGGGAAGCUGCCAGCUCACUCCUGCACCACUCACAGAGCUGGGCAUGCAGAUGGGCAGUGCCCUGCGCUGCCCGUGUCCCACUGUGGUUCUACUCAGGGCUGUGGGCGUGGGGAAAAGGAGUUGAGCACGGGGCAUCCCUCCUGCCUGCCAUGCACCAUGUGCCUGCUGGGACCAGGGGAAUCACUCAAUGAAAAGGAGCUUUAAGUCCCGGUUUACUGUUUCAGCAUCACCUGGUGGGACUGCAGCUGGAGGGCUGUGCUUUCAAAAUGUGCAAUUAUCCAAAGCAGGCACUUUCUCAUGGAAGCAAUGCUCUCUCUGAUCUGCAGUGAGGCCGUGUCUGUGCCCGCUCAGCUCCAUGCAGUGCCCAGAGCUGCAGUCAGACCCGGGGCAGACGCCAGUUUUCGCCCUGCAGGAGAGUGAGGCUGUGGAAGGAAAAGGAGCAGCAAAAGAGGUUGCAUGAAACUGCAAAGCAAAUGGAAAGAAAAAAAAAAAAGUUUCCUCAACCAGAAACUAUUCCACAGACUGACGAGGCAGAAAAAAAAUACAGCUGAGUUACUGAGAACGCACUGCAGAAUCCAAACAGUUUAAGAUGGGAAAGCAAGUCAUUUGCAAAGCUAUUUCCAAAUUAAGUAAAAAGGUCCUGGCUCUGAAACUCCUCUGAGCCCCGCCAGCUGCUGGCUGUGGUCUCUGUGAGGGCAGGGAGCACAUACAGUCUGCUGCUCCUGCUUGCUGCACGUGGCUGGAAGAUGUUUGGGAGCUGCAUUCAGCACGUGGGGCUGCUGGGAUCCACGUACCCAAUGCUCUGUGCAGCACUGGAUGGGGGUUUGUUCCUUGGAGCAAACUGAGGAGCACUACUGAGGUUGGUGAUCCGGAAGGGCAGCGGUGGGGAGCAGCUGUCCUGCUGCUGUGCUCAGGGCCAUAUUUGGGAAUCCAGCAGCUUGGCGUGUCCCAGCUUGGGAAGCAGUGUGUCCCGGGGUCCUAGUGCGAUGGCAGAGAGGAGAGGAGAGAAACCACACUGGGAGCAUGUGAGCAGCUCUCCUGCAUCUGAGUGGGCUCUUUAAGGGCUCCUGCAUGCUGUUCCCUACCAGCCCUGGCUUCUUCCUGCUCUCCUUUUGGAGGAGCAAAGCUGCUGGGCAGGCGCGUGUCAGGGAGCUGUGCCUAUUUUCAGUGCUGGAGCCCUGCAGGAGGCUGCUCCCACCGCUAUCUAUAGCCUGGCUGCCACACAAGUGCCCUCCCUCAGCCACGUGCAGGGAGCAGCUGCACAACCCCAAAUUUCACACGGCAGGUGGGCACUGUUGCUCCAUCCCUGCGUUCACAGCGCGUUGUGGGAUUAAUAAAAUAAUGAAAUCCAGGAUUAAGAACAUAAUGAGGUUGGGUUGUUCUCCUGGAGAAGGCACUGGAAACAGGAGAGUGACAUUCUCACAGACUUGGGGACGUUGCCUUGGGCACCCCUGGGCGGUGAGAGAGGUGGUUGCAGUGGGCAAGGGCAGGGUGCAGCCACAGCACCCCAGUGGCCUGCUCCCAGGGUUGCAGAGGCAUUAAUGUGGGCGCUGGGAGAGGCAGCAGCAGGUUGCCCUCUGACUGCAGACACGCAUCACUUUUAUGGUCUGUUUACAGUGCUGAGCUCUGCAGGUAGUGCAGCUCAUGGAGUGACUCACGGUGUGCAGCAGCAAACACCCCUCUGCCUCCCCACGUAGAGGUCAGAGAAUGGGAUAAUGAUUGGUGUGGGGAGCGCCGUGAGGCUUUGUCCAUCCAUUCCUCUGAUGGUUCCGGUCUCCCAGACGCAGGAUUGGCAUUCUUGUCUUCUUAAACAAUUGCUCUUAAAUAUUUCAUCACGAAACAGGAGAAGACAAAAUUAAAAAUAUGAUGACUCCGAGCCCAGGCAUUGCUCAGCCAAGGGCUUGGUGACCUGCCAGGCUCCUGGGGGAUGCUUUUAAUUUGGAUAAAUGGAAGUUGCAUAAAUGAUUUCAAUUGCGCAUCGCUCCCACUGCAAGCGCUGAGGUGUGGGCACAGUUGGCAGCGCCGCGUUGCACCAUCACUCAAUAACCCUGGCAGUGCUCUUGUCUCUGUGGAACCUCUGUCUAUGGGGUUUCACACUUUGGGGUGUGCUAUGCAGGGGGUUAAGAUUAGGGCAGGUGAUGGAGACCGCAUCCCUGCUGAGGGAUGGAUACCCAGUGCCUUUUACAAGCCACCGGAGGUUUCCUGGUCUGUCUGAAGUGGGGAGAACUGGCCGACCUCGAGCGCUCUGUGCCUCGUCAUGUCUGUCCCAGCCAGCUGCAGUGUGCCCAGAUUGAGUAACCUGGCAGGCAGUGCAUGCCUGGGGAGCCAGCUUGCGAGCACCAGUGGCUGUCUCUGCUCACGCCAUGGUACACAGGGGGUGGGCGGAGCACUGGCCCAGCACUGACCACUCCGUGGCCACCAAUGUCAGCUAACCCAUCCAGUCUUAUGCUUCCCCAUCCCUCCGAGCAACACUCUGCUAUCCGUAGACUUCACCGCCUCUCACUUGGAUGCUUGCAGGAGCCACAUCUCCUCCACCAUAUCCAACCCAUGUACGGUCCCUCCCAGCCACCUAUGGGGUGCCCUUGGCUGCGGGGCAGGACUGCUCUCCCUCCUGGCACCUCUGCCCUUGGGGACGCCCCAUCCCGGGGGCAUGGUGGAGGGGGGUGGUUCUGGUCGGGGGGGAGCCAAGAUACUCAGAGCACACAGAGGGCUGGUGAGGAUGAGGCUGCAGUGGGGGGCAGAUUCUCAGAGGUGUACCUGGCAGGGUAACGGGGGGGGUCCCCAGGAGGAGGGUCAGCUACUGGGGAGUGUCCCUCCCCCUCCCCACCGGGGCGGGCCCGGGAGCGCAGCCUGCGCGGCCCGCCCCCCCCCCCCCACGGCUCUCGGUGCACGGCGUGGAGGCAGCUGUCGCCCGUCGCGGCGCCGUGCGGGGUUCGGCGCUCCGCAGCGCCCCGCGCCCCUCCCGCAGCGCUCCUCUCUCUCCGCUGCAGCCCGGGAUGGCGGCGCGGCGGGGCUGAGCGGCGCCGGGGCCGCGAUGGACGGCCCGGAAGGGGGGCAGCCGCCCGCCGCCGCCCCGUCGAGGGCGAAGCUGCCGCUCGGCAUCGUCUUCUCGACGGCGCUGUUCUGCGGGGAGAGCGCGGCGGCCGCCGUCCUCUGCUUCUCCUACAGCCACUCCGACGACCGCUUCUGGCUGGCGCUCACCAUCUUCUUCGUGCUUUGCCCCUCCGUCCUGGUGCAGCUCACCCUCAUCUUCGUGCACCGCGACCUCAGUCGCGACCGGCCGCUCGUCCUGCUCAUGCACCUGCUGCAACUGGGGCCCAUCAUCAGGUGCGUGGAGGCCCUGGUGGUGUACUGCUGGUCAGGGCAGGAAGAGGAGCCCUACGUCACCAUCACGCGCAAGCGGCGGCUGCGCAAGGGUUAUGAAGUGGAGCUGGAGCAGGAGGUGGGCCACUCGGUGCGCCGGCUGGCCACCCACCGCAACGCCUUCAAGCGCAUGGCCGUCAUCCAGGCCUUCCUGGGCUCCACCCCGCAGCUCACCCUGCAGCUCUACAUCAGCAUCCUGGAGAAGUAUGUCCCCGUUACACGAGCCAUCCUCAUGGGCAUCUGCCUGGUGUCGGUCACCUAUGGGGCGCUUGUCUGCAAUGUCCUGGCCAUCCAGGUCAAGUACGAUGACUACAAGGUGCAGCUGCGGCCGCUGGCCUUCCUCUGCAUCGUGCUGUGGCGCAGCCUGGAGAUCUCCACCCGUGUGGCUGUCCUGGUGCUCUUCAGCACUGUCUUCAAGCACUGGAUCAUCCCCAUCGCCUUGGCCAACCUGCUGGUGGUCUUCUUCCAACCCUGGGUGCAGUUCUGGCGCAGUGGCACGCGGCUGCCUGACAACAUUGAGAAGAACUUCAGCCGGGUGGGCACGGUGGUGGUGCUGUUUGCCUUCACCCUUCUCUACGCCAGCAUCAACAUGUUCUGCUGGUCGGCCGUGCAGCUCAAGUUGGCCGACCGGGACCUCAUUGACAAGUCACAGAACUGGGGCCGCUUGGCUGUGUACUACGUGGCCCGGCUGCUGGAGAACACGGCGCUGGUCGUGCUCUGGUACUUCUUCAAGACUGAUGUCUAUGAGAACAUCUGUACAUUGCUGCUGGUGGUACAGUUGCUGCUCGGCUACUGCCUGGCCAUCUACUUCAUGCUCCUCUUCUUCCAGUACCUGCAUCCGUGUCGCCAGCUCUUCCGACACAACGUCGCUGAUUUCCUGCACUGCGUCUGCUGCCGGCGGUCCCCGGACAGUGCAGAGCUCCUGGAGGCACCGCAUGAACCUGGUGUGAGGCACAGCAUCGUCUGAAGCACAGCCUGGGAAUAUGGACAAGGGGCCAUGGUGGCAUGAGCCAUGCUGAGGGCUCCAUGAUGCCGUGGUGGCUGCAGGUGCUGGUGCCCUGCACUGAGCACUGGUACGGCCCCAUGGUGUCCAAGGACAGAGUGUGCCACCUGCCCUGCACACGCGCACGGGGGACCUAUGGGGUGUGCAGACCCCAUGGGGCACACAGCAUUGGGGAGCUUUGUCCCCACCCCGCUGUGACCCCAGGGACGCUGCUCCGGGACUGUUUUGAGCAGUAAAGAAACUUUGCUGUGGCUCUGCA
Gallus gallus (chicken) is the source of this 5821-nucleotide messenger RNA. RefSeq names its product XK related, X-linked (gene XKRX). The record is from RefSeq and is a predicted model, not a curated record. Gene Ontology annotation, cellular component: membrane. The coding region runs from base 3847 to 5526 and encodes 559 amino acids. The transcript is spliced from 4 exons. NCBI's taxonomy places the organism in Eukaryota, Metazoa, Chordata, Aves, Galliformes, Phasianidae.